AUGGACUAUGACUUGAGACCCGACGAUACUGUGAUCGCCCUCAUGGGCAUCACAGGUGUGGGGAAGAGCACCUUUAUACAGUAUUUUACUGAUGACAUUGUGGAAGUGGGCGGGUCUCUGGAAUCUUGUACCGCUGCGGUGGGCAUAUACCGAUGCUACACCAACUCAAUCGGCAGGUUUUACCUUAUCGAUACCCCUGGAUUCGACGAUACGCACAAAUCUGAUACCGACGUUCUUCGUGAAGUCGCGUUUUGGCUCAACGAAGCUUACCGACGCGACGUCAAAUUGACUGGAAUCAUUUACCUGCAUCGCAUCAAUGAUGUGCGAGUGGGCAAUGCGGCAAUGAAGAAUCUUCGAAUGUUCAAAAGGCUUUGCGGAACCGAGAGUCUGGCGAGUGUGGUCCUUGCUACCACUUUCUGGGACAAUGGACCAGACUUUCAAAAGUAUCUUCAGCGAGAACAUGAGUUGAAAACGAAAGACGACUUUUGGAGGGGCAUGAUCCAAAAUCAGAGCAAGGUAUUUCGCCAGGACAAUGGACGCAUAUCCGCAACACGCAUCAUUGAGUAUCUGGUUCGACGAGACCGUGGACCCACGAGAAGUCGCCCGACAUUGGAUAUCCAGAAACAAAUGGUUGACCAAAGGAAGCCCUUGGAUGAGACCGGAGCUGGCCAGGAAGUACAGGUCUGGCUUACACAACAGCGGGAAGCAUAUGAGAGGAAGCUCGCGCUGAUGAGGGUGGAAUGGGAGCAAGCUCUCCGGGAAAGAGAUAAAGAAUGGCAGAGGGACCUGAACAGGAAUAUCCAAGAGAUCGAGGCGAAAAUCAAGCGAGACGAAGAAGAUAAGAUCAGAUUACGGGCUGAUAAUGCUGCGUUACAUCAAGAGCAUGAAGAGCUCUUAAGAGCGAGGGCGAAGCAAAUCGCCGAUCAACUUGAGCAUGAGCGUGCUUUGCAACAGCAGAAUGCUUCACAUGCGCAGGAAUUGCAGCAAGCCAUUGACGCGGGAGAAGAGCACAGGAAGAAGCUAGAGAUCCAAAAGAGGAAAUAUCAGCAGCUGGUGAAUUACAGAUGCACGGUGAUGUGA
Endocarpon pusillum Z07020 is the source of this 1080-nucleotide messenger RNA. RefSeq lists its product as uncharacterized. The record is from RefSeq and is a predicted model, not a curated record. Lineage: Eukaryota; Fungi; Ascomycota; Eurotiomycetes; Verrucariales; Verrucariaceae. Gene Ontology annotation, molecular function: GTP binding. The coding region runs from base 1 to 1080 and encodes 359 amino acids. The transcript is spliced from 3 exons.